ACACCAAAAAACCACCAGAAACCCACCCAAAGCCGCACUAAAUUUGAGGGAACAGCGAAGGCAGGCGGCAUCGGCUGGAAAAUGCAUCUCACUCGGAGCUGCAUCGGCUUCCUGAUCCAGGGGAGCAUUUCUUUGCUGGUGGUCUGCGGCCAAGAAGGGCCAGGGAAAGGCGCUGAGCAGCGUGAGCCUGAGAGCCAGGAGGGAGACCAAGCGCAGGAGACCGGAGAGCUGCUCCCCACCAAACCCCUGCUCACCCCAACCUUGCUGCAGAACGUCACCCUCCUGGAGCUGGUGAGCAGCUCGCGGGAGCUGUGGGAUAUCCUGGACAACCUCUCGGAGCGGGAUCACGCUCCACAUCCCCGAGGACAGAGGGACUUGGAGUCGGCCUCGGGCAAACUGAAAAAAAUUUUUGGUUGGGGAGAUUUCUAUUCCAACAUCAAGACGGUGAAGUUGAACCUCUUGAUCACCGGCAAGGUGGUGGAUCACGGCAACGGCACCGUCAAUGUCUUCUUCCGCCACAACUCCACCGGGCAGGGGAACAUCUCGGUCAGCCUCGUCCCUCCCACCAAGGCUGUUGAGUUCGACCUGGAGCAGCAGAUCUUCAUCGAGGCCAAAGAAUCCAAAAUCUUCAACUGCCGCGUGGAAUACGAGAAAGUGGACCGUGCCAAGAAAACCACGCUGUGCACGUACGACCCAUCCAAGACCUGCUACCACGAGCACACCCAGAGCCACGUCUCCUGGGUCUGCUCCAAGCCCUUCAAAGUCAUCUGCAUCUACAUCACCUUCUACAGCAUAGACUACCGGCUGGUGCAGAAGGUUUGCCCCGACUACAACUACCACAGCGACGUGCCCUACUUCCCCUCGGGGUGAUGCGUGCUCAGGAUGUCCCGGUG
Messenger RNA from Lagopus leucura (white-tailed ptarmigan), 893 nucleotides. It is a transcript of the gene NXPH3, whose product is annotated as neurexophilin 3. Bases 82 to 870 code for a protein of 262 amino acids. NCBI's taxonomy places the organism in Eukaryota, Metazoa, Chordata, Aves, Galliformes, Phasianidae. Gene Ontology annotation, molecular function: signaling receptor binding. The record is from RefSeq and is a predicted model, not a curated record. The transcript is spliced from 2 exons.